ACACACAGACGCAUGUCAUACAAAACCCCUGCUGACAUAGCGAUAAUGUUGCUAUGGGUUAUUUUAAAUAAAAGAGCCCUUUUAUUUAUUGUAUAAUUCCACUCGUUGCCCACAAAACCACUUCCUUUUCUACGAAAGGGGCAACAGUGUGAAUUCUCCCUCAGUUUUGAAAACUUAAGACAGACGGCUGGGGCUGGUGUCUGUGUCAGACAAGUAUGAAGUCAGGAGUUUUAACGUUCUGUCUCCUCUGCUUUCAGUUGGAAUCCCUCUAUGGAACUGAUCACCGCUGUUUGUCACGUCAACUAUGCAAAAAUAUAGAACAACCUACUGUCUCUGAUCCCCAGGUGAUGGUUGAAUUUCACAAGGGGAUCUUCAAAUUCAGCUUCAGCAACCCUAAAAACGUUACUGAAUUCAGCAUGACACUGCUGAAAGGGCAUGAGAGGGAGGAAAUCUGUGCAAUCCACAUGAACGAUGGGAAGGCAAUACCUGAAUCUAAGGGCACCUACUGUGAGCCAGUGCACUCGGGGAACAGCACGUCCUUCAUUCUCAAAAAUUUGGAAAGCAAGCACACGGGCAUUUAUCUCUGCUGCCUAGAAAUCCUUUUACCUGCUCCCUACAUAGAAUGUAGGGUAAAUGAAACCUAUUUGUAUAUCCAUGACUCAGAAGCCUGCUUUGUAUCAGAAAUGAUGUCAUGGAUGCUUAUUGGGAUCACUGCAUUUUCCGUGGUUUCCUGUAUCUGCUGCAUAGUAGCCUGUUGCUUAAGAAAGAAGACAACGCAAUGUGAAUCCAACUCCCAUGAGUUCAACAGUGAAUAUAUGCCCAUGGCAGCAGUGAAUGCAGCUAGAAAACCAGCAUUCUAAGGUAUGAACUUGCAAGUAGGUCACCUGUGGCACAGGAAGUUCCCUGGCACCUUCAGCCUCCUUCACGUGAAAUGUCAGUUUCACAGCCAAAGAGAUUUUCCCAGACUGAACUCACACGAUACCGAUCUGCUCAACAAUGAGAUGUUAGCUCUAGAGCUAUUUCCAGUCGUGUUUUGCUCUAGAUAUUCUGUGUUAAUUUGGGCAUGGCCAAAUCUAUUGACUGCACAUCCAGUGUGACAACAUAAAAAAAAACAAACCCCCACACCGCACGCUGUAGUUGAAAGAUAUAGAAUGUUUCCUUGCCAAGGAUAUUGUUGCAGUGCUUCAUAGAGCGAUUAUAUUAUACCUUCUGCAGAAGGUUUCUUCUGUGAUACCUCCCACUGGAAAAAACAAAAAACAAAAAACUAACUACCUCCACAGCCAACUCCAGCAGCGUGGCCAGCACAGCAGCCAUUUUACUGCGCAUAUUACUGCUUUGUUAUGGACAGUUUAGCAGGAUUGGUCUUCAAACUUCUUAACAGCACCACACUAGGAUACUUUAGUGUACACACACACACACACACACACACACACACACACAGAGUCUCUGUCCCUUGGAUUGGGACUCCAGACAAUAGAGAAACAAUGGAAGGAGAGUGUAAUGUACUUUCUAGUGUCAUCUAGAAUCUCAGUUAUUGUGCAUCUUUUUUUUUAAGUUUUUUGGAUUCUCACUACAUCUUCACAACCCACACUGUAGGGAUCAUCUUUUCUAUGUAGAGCUAGGGAAAUUACAGAGUUUUUUCCUAGAAGAACAAAAUUCUUCCAGUAUACAUAUUGUAUAUUAAAAUCCCAAGACUGCGGCUCUUGAUUACAUAAGUAAGAGCUGCAGGUUCAGUCUCUACAUGAGAAAGCAAGGCAGCGCCUCUUUAUCCCAUCCCUUUAUUUAUCUAUAUUACAGCACAUACAUGUUAAGGUACAAAAGACCAGAAUAUUCAAGAGUCCUUCAUCACCUAGAAUGAGAGGAAGAUGAAGUUUCAGUCUUAACUUGGCACUAUCUUGCUUUUGUGGCUUUGCAUCAGACCUUUAUUAUUUCCCCACAGGGGUCGGAGGUUACCGGUACUUCACAUUCCUAGAGCAGUUCAAAGCCUGGAUCACCUUCAGAGUCUGUCGAUACUAUGCCUUAAAUGGCUCACAGGGAAUCAAACCUGAAUAUCCUGCCAGGCAGUGCACAGCACAUUACUGCUCAGUUACUCUAAAAUUAGAGCAUCAUAUUAAAACCAGUGUCUCUAAUUCAUAUAUGGAAUAUAUGGAGCAGAAAUACUGGUAAGAAAUACUUCCAUUCUCUAACAGACAGAAAACCAGGUGGCUUCUGCGAUCAGGGACAGUUAACCUUAGAAAGUAGGGCAGUUAGCAUCUCAGAAGGGCUUCUCCACAACAACAGACCCCGAAUGAGGUGGUUUUGCAGACAAGGGCUGAAAGUCCCCAGCUGAGCUGACCUACUUUCAGACCAGUAUAUGGAGGGAAAGAGAAGCAACAAAUAAUGAAUUAAUAAUAAAAUAGCAAACCAGAACAUCUGUGGCUAGAGCACUACACCCAGAACUCGGGUCUGGGUGCUAGGGCUGGCUCUGCUACUGGCCUGCCAGGUGACCUAAGGACUUCCCCUUUCUGUACAAAGCAGAUAAUGAUACUGCCUUCCCUGGUAAACCACUUGAAGAUCUACUGAUGAAAGAUGCUAAACAACAAUCCCAGGUUCUUACAUACCUGUGCGAUGUGCUGACUAUGAGAGCCCUGUAUAAUACCUGUGAGAGUCCAAAGGAACGUAUUACUAGACUGAGAAGGAAUCUCAUGAAACAGCAAGUUCCCAAAGGAAAGGUACAGAGACCGGAGGUUGUAUAUUAUCAGAAAACACCUAAGAGACAAGAUGCGGGUCUGCCCCAAGUGGCUCAGGUGAAAAAAAAAAAAUAGUCGAGUUCUAGAAAUGUCACAUUUUCACACCCUGUUACAGAGAUGAGCCUCUCUUGAUGAGCUUAGCAAAGUUUUAGACUAGACCAUUUCUUGGUUUUGUAUGAGAUCUCUCUGCUCUUAAUAAAUCUGGUUUUUAUUACA
Messenger RNA from Chelonia mydas (Green sea turtle), 2945 nucleotides. Its product is annotated as inducible T cell costimulator. Bases 216 to 860 code for a protein of 214 amino acids. The transcript has 6 exons. NCBI's taxonomy places the organism in Eukaryota, Metazoa, Chordata, Testudines, Cheloniidae. Gene Ontology annotation, biological process: T cell costimulation; T cell tolerance induction; cell-cell adhesion. The record is from RefSeq and is a predicted model, not a curated record.